Molecule: messenger RNA, 3729 nt
Organism: Phyllopteryx taeniolatus (common seadragon)
Lineage: Eukaryota; Metazoa; Chordata; Actinopteri; Syngnathiformes; Syngnathidae
Gene: marchf1
Product: membrane-associated ring finger (C3HC4) 1
Exons: 8
Coding region: 63-1646 (527 amino acids)
Biological process (GO): protein polyubiquitination; antigen processing and presentation of peptide antigen via MHC class II; immune response
Cellular component (GO): early endosome membrane; lysosome; cytoplasm
Molecular function (GO): MHC protein binding; zinc ion binding; ubiquitin protein ligase activity
Source: RefSeq, a predicted model, not a curated record
UGACGCCAACAUCCGUGUGCGCUUGAGAGUGUCUGCGUGUGUGUUGCCUGGAAACCGCCAGCAUGCCAGUACACCAGAUCACGGUGGUCCCAGCUAGGGAGAACGGCAAGAGCGCCCUUCGGCCUAAAGACAGGAACGAGGGCCCUCAAGCCAAGACCCCCGGUCGCUCAGGGAGUCGAUCCAGCAACAUCUCCAAGGCGAGCAACUCGACAGCGGGACAAACCAGCGCCUCCAAGACGUCAGUCACCCUGUCUUCUCAGGAUAUUUGCAGUGUUGUCCAGCUGACCCGCAUUGAGGAGGAUGCGUCCGAAUUGCCCAACCCCAGCAAGAGCCCUCGCCCCGCCGCCAUGACAAUCCCCAGCGCCACCCGGGGUCCCUCGGCUCCGGCCCCGCCCCCUAAGAAGCGGGUGAAGCGUCGCCACCGGCGGAAGAGGAACAGCUCCGGCCCAUUGGACCGCGUGGAGGCCGAAGACCCGGACCGCAGCGCUGACCGCAGCGAGCGGGGCGAGACGCGGUCAGAGCGUCCCUCGCGGGCACACCGGGAGCCCCCGCUGCGCAUCUGCUGCUUGGACUCCACCUCUGAGGAUGAGAAGCCGGCGACCCGAAGCUGGAGUAAGGAGAAGUCGAGGCGGGCUCGGCACCGCAGCCGGAGCAAAGGCGGUGAGGACGUGACGGAAGCGAUGGAGUUGCAGUCGGUGGGCUCCGACGAGGGGAAGGAGAACCGACCCCUGGCGGUGGGUGAUGGCGUGAAAAAACGACUCAUUAGCGGUAGCGGCGGGCACGGCUCGCUGAGGGAAAGCUUGCCCAGUAUGGACAAGGAGCUUAGUCCGGCUGACAGUUCCUCGGAGGACGGCGAGGAGGAGCUGAUCACAGAAAAGGAUCAGGAGAAAGGGGCGGGGCACGGAGGCACGCCCACGCCUCAGAAGGGCUGCGGCGUCAAUGGCGCCCUGCCUCGCGCCUGCUCCGAUGACUCUGAGAUGGAGGUGUGCAGGAUCUGCCACUGCGAGGGCGAUGAGGAGUGCCCCCUGAUCAUGCCGUGUCACUGCACGGGCAGCCUGAGCUUUGUGCACCACGCGUGCCUCUACCAGUGGAUCAAAUCCUCAGACACGCGCUGUUGCGAGCUCUGCAAGUUCGAUUUCAUCAUGGAGACCAAACUCAAACCUCUGUGCGAGUGGGAGAAGUUGCACAUGUCCAAGAGCGAGAGGAGGAAGAUCUACUGCUCAGUGUUGUUCCACCUCAUAGCCAUCGUGUGCAUGCUGUGGUCUGUCUACAUCCUCAUCAAGAGGACCACAGAGGAGAUCAAACUGGGCAAGAAUGAAGAAUUUUGGCGGAUUUCUCUCCUGAAGUACUACCGGUAUACCCCCCAGGGCGUACUGGAGUGGCCCUUCUGGACCAAGCUGAUUGUGGUGGCCAUCGGCUUCGCAGGGGGCCUCAUCUUCAUGUGCAUCCAGGGCAAGGUGUACCUGCAGUUGUGGUGCCGCCUCAAGGCCUUCAACCGCAUCAUCACCGUGCAGAACUGCCCCGACAAGAACCGGCUCGCCAACGGAAAGCGCCAGGCGGCCGUGGAGAUCCCUGUGGGCUCCGCCCCGCCGGACUCGGACGCCUCCCCGGGGGCGACGGUGGCGCCCGGGCACAAUCCAGUUUGAAGGUGCCAACGUUUUGCGUCAAGCUGGACUGGACUCAAGUGUGGAAUACGAUUCGUGCGGGUAUUCUCAGUAGUAAUUAUUUACGGUUCUCUGAAUACAUACAGUAGCUAACAAACAACAAAGGUCGGUGGUGCCUUGAGAUAAGACCGUCCUUUAUUUGGUGACCGUGCUCUUAACUCAAAUCAUCGUUUCCCAUUGAAAUGAAUGGAAAUGCCGAUAAUCCUUUGCAGCCUCUCCAAAAAAGUUUUCUUUACAAAAAUGCCAUUCCACUUCAUAGAAAUGUAAAGCAAUUACAUCAUUAAAUAGAAUUCAAUGCACAUCUUUAAGUUUGAGCUCGCAAUUCAAAGCAAAAAAAAUCCAAAAUCGGCCAAACGACGGCUCAUAUCUUGGAAAAACUCUUCAAUGGCGUCACGCGUAUCUCGAGGCACCACUGUACAUCCCUUUACAUGGGGGGAAAAAAAAACCCAAAUUGAUCUUUCUAUGGGACAACACUGAAGAAAUGUGCCACUCGUGUAUGAUCAGAUACUCAAGAGUUCUUUGUCAUGCUGUACCAUAUUGAACAUACAGUGUUCAACCUCCAGUGAGCAGUAUGAGUGUGAGCGAUAACACCAAACUCAACACAAGGAGUCAAAUGAAAUGGGGACGCAAAAUGCCCAAUUUGGACAUUUUCCCAUUUUGUAGUUUUGUUGCCAGUGGGUUAGCUAUUAAGGGCUGAUAAGUGACUUUUUGGCAACAGUAUAUUUACUGUUCUACUUCAAAUUGUAGCACUGUCAUUUCUUUCACAUUGUCCCAUGAAAAGAUGCAAUCAAAUAUUGACAAAAAUGUGAAGGUGUUCUCACGUUUAUGAUACUGUCCAAAAGUUUUCCUUUACCUGACAUGUUUCAGCCCCCUGCGAAACAAACAAUACACUUGAUGUGUGUUUGCGUCUGAGCAGGCAGACCACGAAGAGUGAGGGGGAGGUCUCAGCACCAGAAAGGCUCGCUAAGGCUCACUAAUUAUUGCAUGUCAUCAAUAUUUGACACUUCCAUUCCUCUUACGCACUUUGUCAAACAGCACUAAAUACCCUCAAUACAUUCAGUUGAGCCAGGGGCGGGUAAAGUAUGGCCCUCGGGCCACGUGCGGCCCGAUCUCUUCUUUCAAUGAAAUUAAAAGUGAGUGAAAUAUUAUUUUCAUUGCUGAACAAAUGAAUGUAUUUUACAACCACAUUGGACCUUUUUUUGACCUCCUCUACGAACGACCCGGCUCAUCUGUCACUCUUAAAAAUCAUGUGCCCACCCCUGUAGUUGAGUCACUAACCACUUUAGGGGUUCGAUUACAUUUGUAUCAUGUCAACUUUUGACAAUGUUGGGUGUAAAUUCAUAAUUGGGAUUAUUUUGCUUUUGCUGAUUGGCCGGGUUCUAGAAGUCUGAUGGUUUCUACUGCCUCAUAGUGAGGCGACCAUUUUGAACACCCUCUUGCGUACAAUUACGUGAUGCUGUAGCUGGUCAACAUGAUAACAAAUAAACUGUUAAAUACAGGUGCAUCUCAAUAAAUGAGAAUAUUGUGAAAAAGUUCCUUUUUCGCAGUAGUUAAAUUAAAAAAGGUCAAACUCGUACCGUAUAGCUGGACUCCAUAGUGAAGUUAGAAACAAUGAAAACUAUUUUGAAUUAGAUAAUGAUCUGAAAUUUCAAAAAAUGUUUCAAAAUACUAUUUUCCUUCGUAUAAUGAAUCUUCUGUUUCACCUUUUCAAUGGAUCUACUGAAAUAAAUGACAUUUUCUUUCAUAUUCAAAUUUAUUGACACGCUCCUGAAAUUACAAAAAAAAUAAAAUAAAAAAUCAUAAUUAUUUGGCUCAGUCACUUAAUUUUUUUUGACAGUUUUUGCCACUCGGACAAUCAGCUCUCCCUAGUAAACCUUAGGAUUUAUAGGUUAAAGAAAUGAUUUUUUUGGGUGUGUAUGAAGUUUUAAAGAUCACAUUGAAGUCUUUCACUGUGGCGCUACGUCGAAAAAAAACAAAAACCUUUACAUUUAAAUUGACUUUGUUACAAUGUGUUCACUUUUCUACCAGAGAUGCCACAAAAAAAGUAAAAACCAUAACAACUCCA